Molecule: messenger RNA, 4968 nt
Organism: Pteropus alecto (black flying fox)
Lineage: Eukaryota; Metazoa; Chordata; Mammalia; Chiroptera; Pteropodidae
Gene: PPM1K
Product: protein phosphatase, Mg2+/Mn2+ dependent 1K
Exons: 7
Coding region: 265-1383 (372 amino acids)
Biological process (GO): protein dephosphorylation
Molecular function (GO): cation binding; protein serine/threonine phosphatase activity
Source: RefSeq, a predicted model, not a curated record
GUCUUCCCUUUUCCAUCUGGCCCACUGCGGGGGUCAAAUUCUCGAGAAUUUCCAGGAAACUAACCAGUGGCUGUUCUAAGUGCUUGCUCCAGAGAUCAGAAACAUCGGAGAAGGCAGUCUUAUUUACCGACCAAGAAAGCACCUCCUCCGCCUUUCGUUAGCUAAUUAAAAAAUUUCCAGGAACCUAACCAUCACGAGUUGCAUCAUUUCCCCUGAAGAUAUUUCAUUAUUGUCCCUGAUUACUGAGUCUUCUGGAGCUGAGAUAUGUCAACAACUGCCUUAAUUACUUUGGUUAGAGGAGGUGGGAACCAGGUGAGAAGAAGAGUGCUGCUAAGCUCCCGCCUACUGCAGGAUGACAGGUGGGUGACGCCCACAUGCCACAGCUCCACUUCAGAGUCCAGGUGCUCUCGGUUUGAUCAGGAUGGUAGUGGGCAUCCAACCACCUGGGAUAAUUUCGGGAUCUGGGAUAACCGCAUCGAUGAGCCAAUUCUGCUGCCGCCCAGCAUUAAGUAUGGCAAGCCAAUACCCAAAAUCAGCUUGGAAAAUGUGGGCUGCGCCUCACAGAUUGGCAAACGGAAAGUGAAUGAAGACAGAUUUGACUUUGCUCAGCUGACAGAGGAGGUCCUGUAUUUUGCGGUGUAUGAUGGACAUGGUGGACCUGCAGCUGCUGAUUUCUGCCACACCCACAUGGAGAAAUGCAUCAUGGAUUUGCUUCCUAAAGAGAAGAACUUGGAAACUGUGUUGACUUUGGCUUUUCUAGAAAUAGAUGAAGCCUUUUCGAGCCACGCCCAACUGUCUGCUGAUGCAACCCUUCUGACAUCUGGGACGACAGCAACAGUAGCCUUGUUGAGAGAUGGUAUUGAACUGGUUGUAGCCAGUGUUGGGGAUAGCCAGGCUAUUUUGUGUAGAAAAGGAAAACCCAUGAAGCUGACCAUUGACCAUACUCCAGAAAGGAAAGAUGAAAAAGAAAGGAUCAAGAAAUGUGGUGGUUUUGUAGCUUGGAAUAGUGUGGGGCAGCCUCAUGUGAAUGGCAGACUUGCGAUGACAAGGAGUCUUGGAGAUUUAGAUCUUAAAAACAGUGGUGUGAUAGCAGAACCCGAAACAAAGAGGAUUAAGCUACAACAUGCUGAUGACAGCUUCCUGGUCCUCACUACAGAUGGAAUUAACUUCAUGGUGAAUAGUCAAGAGAUUUGUGACUUUGUCAAUCAGUGCCAUGAUCCCAGUGAAGCAGCCCAUGCAGUGACUGAACAGGCAAUACAGUAUGGUGCUGAAGAUAACAGUACUGUAGUAGUGGUGCCUUUUGGUGCUUGGGGAAAAUACAAGAACUCUGAAAUCAAUUUCUCAUUCAGCAGAAGCUUUGCCUCCAGUGGACGAUGGGCCUGAUCAUUUGCCGAGACUUUGAGUUUUUGUGCAACAGUUAUUUGGUAACUAAAUCAAGAAACUGAUUAAAUCAAAAAGUUAACUAUGUCAGAGUGACCCUGUGACUCACUAGAUCAGUAUACAAGCCAGUGUAAACCUAGUAAUCCUUUACAUGAUAGUUUUUCAGAAAUAUCCAUCAUAUUUAUGUUCAACUGUAUAUACUUAGUGUAAAUAUAUGUGUAAUACAACUAUUGUGAGUCUAAGUUGAGUGAGCAAAUGAAAAGUGGUUUUGAUAUACAUGCUGAAUGUUAAAUUUCUAAUUUUUAAAAGUCUUAGGCAGCUAUGAGUUUCUUUUGUCCCCAUUUGUUCUUUAUUCGUUUGAACAGGUUCUUUCCUCCAGGUUCUUCAAAAGUAGUAUGUUGAUAGCUACUCAAUGUCCUUUCAGGAAGUGUUUCAAUUUUUGAUAACUGUAUCAAGAAAUAAAUGUGAAACUGAAUUCUCUGUUAUUAUAUUUUGUAUUCUGGACCACUUACUGGGAAAUAUAAAAAUGUGAAAUAAAUUAAUUCAGAUAAUAUGACAAUGCUAAAUUAUACAUAUAUUUGUAAACAGUGCUCUUAUAUAUUUCAACUAUGACACCAGGUUCCCUCUCCCCCAAUUCAUUCCUAUUUUGUAGGUAAGAAUGCUAUAGAUAUAUGACUCUUCCUUCAUAUCAGAAAAAAGUGCACAGGCUGAGUCCUUUGGUCAAAGCUAUACAAAGUUAACUACAAAUGGUAUAAGUAUCUUGCAUAAAGUUUGCAUUUGUUAUCUCUGUUUUGUAUAUAGUAUGCUUAUAUCACCGUAUAGAGUAAGCAUGUUGGAUAAUUUGUUAGUAAAAACAAUACCACAUUGACUAUUGGUACAGACAUAGCUUGAGGUUUACGUCUCCUUUUUGCUUAUUUCUAAGACUCAUAAUAAAGAUUAAAUCAAAAAUAUUAAAACAUUCUAUAUUUCAGCGUGGUAAGUAAUUUGGGAGUAUAAAACUAUACUUCCUUAUAUUUGCAGGUAGGUUUGCUGUUAAAAUGUAAAUCUCUAAAUGCGUGUUUGGAAUUAUAUCUGCAGUUUAUUUCUGCAGAUAGUGUAAAUUUGUUAUAUGUGUGAGUGUAUGUACAUAUGUAUAUUUUGGAGUAAUAGAAAAUUAAAGGGAACGAUCCUGAAAACUACUUCACUAACCAGUUAGCUUUAAAUGAUUGGUAUGUUUAUUCUUAAGGACUCUUGACAAACAGGGACAGUUUUAUAGUAGAGACCCAAUGGUUAUUGGCAGAUCAGGAAAUAGAAUUAAAAUGGCUGUAGAAGAUAUUUCAUGGUAGGUAACUUAUGUGGGAAACCCAGGAACAGAACCAGCAUGUUGAAGCUACGCUGUUGCAUAAUGGUAAUUUGUAUGUAAAAGUAUAGGAUGUGAGAAAAAUAUUAAGUGUGAAGAAUGGCGGAGUUUUGUUGUAGAAGCAAAAGAAAAAGAAACCAAAAAGAUAAAGUUGGUAUAGUACGUAUCUUCAGCUCUCAGUUUUCAGGGUUAAUUUUUUUUCCCCUUAAGUUUUAUUUAAAGCUUAUUAGAAGAAAGAGGGCCCGAGAUAUAUAUUCACAUCUUUUCCUCACUUUUUUGGGAAUGAAAGAGAAGAAAUAUUAAGUUUUCCAGCCUAUAUUAAUCAGGAGUUACCUUUGGAAAGAAAAAAGAAUAAAUAUUUCAAUUUUUUUUAUUCAAAGAAGUUUGGUGAAAGAAAGAAAGACAUUAUAGGAAAGAAUAUAGUCUUCUAUUUGUUAUUUGAGAAGUGAGGACCGAAAGGUAGCCUAAGAAAGCUGGAAAACUUUCUUGCUCUUUCUGAGUCAGAUCCUGGAACAUAAAUAUGGUAGCUACAUUUAGGAGUAUGGAGAAUUUCCAAGGUAAUAAGCAAACAAAAACUAAAGCACAAAAUGACAUUUAAAGAUACAAGUUUUACUUUUGGUUUGAAAUCUUCACAUAACUAUUCCUUUUUUACUUUCAAAACUAAGGGUAGGAAUGUUGUUAUCAAGUUCAAAGAUCUGAGUCAUACUACAUUAAGUUGGAUUGCCAAGAUUGACAAUGAGGAAUUUGUAGGGUAUAUAGGUGUAGGUCAGAGGCGGGGCCUUGCUCUGCUUCACCUCAAAAGCUUUUAAAACCCCAAACCAGUUAACUUUGACUAAGGCAUAAAACAUACUGAUGUUUGUUUUAAAAGCCACACUGUUGAAGAAUAACUUGUAGAUUAUUAUAAUCCAUAAAAGGUAAACAUACAUGUAUUAUGCUUCUAAGUCUAUUGCUGGGAAUUAUGCACAAAGUGAAAAAAAAGACUGUUCUAAAUAUAGUUUUUUAGUUUUAUCUGAAUUUGCCAUGUGGUUAUUACCAUGUGAGUAUAGGUAUGGUGUCAAUUACAUUAAUGUAAUUAAAUUUAAAUUAAUUGUAUUUAUGUUUGCUUUUCAUUUAUAUGUAGUAUAUAAAUCAUCUUUCUAAAUGUGUGGCCAAACUUUAUUUGCCAAUUUUUUUUUGGCAAAAUUAUCUUGAAAUCAUGAUUUUCACAAGUAUAAGUUGUUAAGUACCUUAUAUAUUCAAAAGUAAAUGCCAUCCUGCUUUCUAUCAGCUGUUCGUUUGUUAUAGAUCUUUGUGUUUAAGUGCUUCAAAGGCUGAUACAUUUUUUAAAAUUAGUUUUGGAGGGAUCAGUUUUGAAUCUCUGUACUCUAUGAUGUGAACUUUUCUUAAGUUCCAGUCUUUUAAAAAAUUACUUACUUUGAAGAAUUAUUAACACAUAAUCUAAAUAGAAAUUAUUUUUUUUUCAAAGUGGAAUUUUGAUUUUUUUUCUAAGAACCUUGGCAGAAAAUGUGUAGGCCCAUGCUAUUUCUUCAAUAUCAGAGAAGACAUUUAUUUUCCUUUCUAGGAAUGGACAGGGAUUUAGUUUCAUGGUAAUAUGACAGUAAGAAAAUGCUUCAAAGCAGGGUGGGAGGAAGAGAUGGUUAAAGUUUACCAUCAAACAUUUAAACGUAUAAUUUUCUUUAGCACCUCAGUUGUUCACAUACCCAUAUCUGUGAAAAGUGACAUAAAAUUUUGGUUGAGUUAUAUUUUAUUGUAUGUAUUAGAUUCACUUAUCUGGAUUACUUAAGCAGAAAUAAAAAGUCAUGUCUUUAGAAGCCAAAUUGUGAUGACCUGCCCGUUGCUUUUGGCAUCUGGAAUGAGAACACUUGACUCUGGUAGCUCCCAUUGAUUGUUAAAUGGUUGAAAUGGUCCAUUGAUAGUCAUAUUGAUUGUUCCGGACUAUGAAAUCAUAGAGUUCUUCCACCUCCAAGAAUGACUCAUCUGCCAUUGGCUUCCAGUACAGAAUUUAGCUGCUUGGUUUGUCCAAAAUGAAUUUAAUUUCUGCUGAAGCGCUCUUGUACAUGUUUGUUUUAUAAUUUACCAAAAUUCUACUUGGGCGUAUAGCGUUUCCUAUAGUGAGCUGAUGUAAUUGCUGCUUUGACCAUUUUAAAUGUAUGUAUUAGAGUAACUGUGAACAGACUAAAAUCAUAUAUCUCAGUGUACAAAACACCAUUUUAAUAAAGUGUAUGCAUUAAACAUUUUCUAAAAUCCAA